This is a messenger RNA of Eurytemora carolleeae, 4589 nucleotides long. RefSeq names its product CLIP-associating protein 1-A-like. Gene Ontology annotation, molecular function: microtubule binding. Gene Ontology annotation, biological process: mitotic spindle assembly. Gene Ontology annotation, cellular component: cytoplasmic microtubule; microtubule organizing center; spindle microtubule. Lineage: Eukaryota; Metazoa; Arthropoda; Copepoda; Calanoida; Temoridae. The record is from RefSeq and is a predicted model, not a curated record.
CCCUUUUAUUAAUAUAUUCAGGAGAUACAAGGGAGGUUGUCAGGGAGAAAGCUAGCAUAGCUCUAUGCAAGCUUAUGGAUGCUACUAUCCAGCCACAGCCUUUGUUUGACAAAAUGUUGCCAGCCUUCACGCAUAAAAAUGGAAAGGUUAGAGAAGAGAUACUCGUACUUCUGCAGAACACGUUGAAUGCUCAUGGUUCUUCCAGUCUCACAGUUUCUAAAUUCAUUCCAUGCAUCACAAACCUUCUCAGCGAUUCACAGUCGGCUGUGCGAGAUGCUGCGGUAGCCACUAUGGUCGAGAUCUACCGUCAUGUUGGGGAGAAAGUGCGCGCGGAUUUACAAAAGCGCGGCAAUUUGCCCGCCAACAAGACUGCGCUUCUCAUGUCAAAGUUCGACGACAUGCGCUCGUCGGGCAACAUGAUGCCGACGGCGGCGAUGGGAGUGGGAACUACAGACGGUAAUUACGAGGAUGAAACAGACAGAGCUUCGAUAAAAUCUGCCGGAAGCUUAAAAUCCAGAUCUAGUAGUGUUCCAGCCAGAGAUAGGAAAACGUUUGCUACUCCUAAACCACCUUCAGAUUUUAAACUAACAACAAAGUUGAAACGAGCUGACACAAUGACGGAUAUAUUGGGGCCUAAAAGGAUUAAACUCAAACGAUCUGGAACUUUUGUUGGGGAUACUAGAUCGACGAGUUCAGCAAUAAGGCGGCAGCCAUCUAUCAGAUAUGGUAGUACAUCGGGUGGCCAGGCCGGGGCCGUGGAUGAAGAAAGUUUUAUUCAAGCAUUUGAAGAAGUUAAAAAGGUAAAAAUAUGGACUGGACGUGGUCUGGAUGAGGAGUUAAAUAAAAUCCAUACAACACUCUCCAAACAUGCAGCUGAUUGGAAACUAAGAAUUGAGGCUUUAUGCAUGAUGCGCUCCCUGGUAAUCGCUGGAGCCGGUCAAUUCGACGAGUUCAACAUCAGUCUUAAGGGUCUGGAGAUGCCAUUCGAGUCCUGCGUUAAAGAUCUUAGAUCACAGGUUGUUAGAGAAUGUUGUAUAACAAUUGCCUUCCUCUCCCAACAGAUAAAGCAUAAGGUUGACAGAUUUUUAGAGUUUCUGCUUCCAAGCCUCAUCAAUUUGAUACAGAACAGUGCCAAGGUGAUGGCUACUAGUGGUAUUGUUUGUAUUCGGUUUAUUAUACAGAAUUCAGUCAGUACACGCUUUGUUCCCAUAAUAUGUCAACAUGUAUCCAGUAGAUCAAAGGAAAUCAGGCGGUAUAUUUGUGAGUUUCUGGACCAGCUUCUCCACACGUGGCCAACGCACUCUCUAGAAAAACACGUGGCAUUGCUGCAGGAAGCAAUCAAAAAGGGGAUUUCUGAUGCAGAUGCCGAAGCAAGAACAUUCGCAAGAAAAGCGUACUGGGGGUUUGCUGAUCACUUCAAAGAUCAAGCUGAAAACCUGCUUCAGAGUUUAGAUUAUUCUUACAAAAAAAUAUUACAGGGUGAAAUGUCUAACUCUAGCUCAUCUAACUCCUUAAACUUAAUGGGAGGAGGAGUGGAUCGGGGAGUGCGUGGAGUUGUGAGAUCUAGACAGAGUUCUGUCACAGGAUCAACGGAGAACCUGGAUACUCCGAUGGCUCCGGUGCGCUACGGCUCUGCAACCCUUGGUCGGAAAGGAGGCGGAAUUCCUUCUGGAAUAUCUAGCGGAAUUCCUUCUUUAUCCAGCGGAAUCCCUAAAUGGAGUUCACCAGCCAAGGGAGAUGGUACGCCUGACAUCAUGACAAGAUCAACUCUAGUCAGACAACAAGUAUCCCGGAGAAGGAUUGGGUUGGUUCCAGGGAUACUAAGAUUAACCAGAUCAUAUACUAGCGGAUCUAUACAGCGGAAGGGGAGUUUAAUAAGAGAAAAAAGCAAUCUGAGUGAUAAAAUUCGAACUGGGCUUGGAGAUAGUUUGGAAGAUUUUAUAAAAUUGGAAGCUUCGAUGACCGGAAGUCCUAUUCACUCCCCGGCUGGGCGCAGUAACAGCGCUAUAGAUUCGAGCGCUGCCCGGCGCGCUAGUGUGCGCCAGCAGUACUCACAGCGGGGCAGGCUGGGUAUGUUACCCGGCGCCAGUCUACCCCGGCCCCGUAAGUCUUCAGAUGGGGGCCCUGGACUACCCCUGGGAACCCCUGACAGAGGAGCUGCUAGGUCUACUAGAAAACCUGGAGGAGUCUCACAGUCACAGCCUGGCAGUCGAUCCGCCUCCCCCUCCUCUCUCAAAUCCUAUCAAACAUACUUUGACACCGUUGGAAGCCCGAACUAUGCCUCGUCAACGGUUGGGCGGGCUGCUGGUAGAAAACGGUCAGGUAUCCCCCGCAGUACUGGAACAUCGAGAGAAACCUCUCCACAAAGAUUUGGUGCUACACCCACGACCCGGGGAUUGGUCCGACCAGGAGCACGACCUCCAGUUAAACCGACAAACAUGGAGAAGAUACUGCGCCAGUCAAGAGAGGCGGAGUCAGCCCUUGCUGAUGCCCUGAAAUCUCCACGGAAGCGGAGCAACAACGGUCCCUUCGACAUCCUCGACAAUUCGGACGAAAGUGAGACUUCCAGCCUUUGCUCAGAGAAAUCUUUCGACUACGGUCGACCUCGGCCCUCUGACCUUGGAUCCCGUGAGCGUCUUUACGGACCUGCGUCCGAGGUGUAUACUCAGGACAUUUCUGAGAUUAUUGCUAAUUGUGCUUCCACACAUUGGGCUGAUCGAAAAGAUGGGCUUAUAGGUUUACAGAGCUAUUUCCGGGACGGACGAAUGCUGUCCGGGACAGAGCUGAGACGAGUUACUGAGAUUUUCACUAAAAUGUUUAUGGAUGCCCACACAAAGGUGUUUGCUCUUUUUCUGGAGACCCUCUGUGAGUUGGUGAGCAGUCACAAGGCCGACCUCUACGACUGGUUGUACGUCCUCCUUACAAGGAAUUAAAAGUUGGGUUGUGAUCUGCUGGGGAGCGUGGUGCACAAGAUCAACCGAACCCUGGACGUGGUGAGAGAGAGCUUUAACUACGAGGAACAGCUGAUUAUUAUAUUCAAAUAUAUUACUGAUCAAACUCAAACUCCAAACAGUAAGGUUAAGCUGGCAACUUUAUACUACUUGAAAUCUUUAAUUACUCUAGUUGAGAGUGCAGACAUUCCAAAUAAUAAGGUUCAAACGAGAGCUGCCACGCUGUCCCUGGCCUCGAUGUUUAACACCCAUACACCACAGAUGACAGAGUUGUUGAGGAAACUGCCACAAAUGUAUCAGGACAAUGUUGGAGAAAUACUGGAGAAAAACGGCGCCGAUUCCCCGUUGAAGAUGACCGGUCCAUCGCCGAUGAAACCGCGGAGUCUUCAACCGCCGCACACUGGCGGGAGGACGAGGAUUACUAGUCCGCUUAAACCAAUUCAUCCUGAUGAAAGCGAAAAUAUGAACCCAGAUGAGGUGAACAAAUCUUUGAGAUUGACCGCCAACGCGAUUCAGAACUAUUCGUUUGACCGCACAGAUAAGAUGCGAAUAGAUAUGAUGCCAGACGAAAAAGAUAGCGGCAUAAGUCAGGUGUAUGAUGGUGGAUUGAAUAUUGAAGAGAAGCUUGCAGCACUCGAAUUAGAACGCCUUGAAGGACGAGUUUCAAAUGGACGAUCGGGUAUAAUUCGUCCGCCAGCGGCCAUGGACGAUAUGCUUUACGGCAGUAAUGACAGCACUUCCCGAGCUUACGCUUUUCGGUCCCUUCCCCGGAACUUGGCAAUGGGCGUGGUUAUGGGAGUUACCCGCCCAGUCAGGGAAAGAAAUGUACAUAAGCCCCGCCCUCUUCGUAAAGCAAUUGCUAUGGGCGUGGCGUAUGGGAAGGGCGGGGAAACUUCUCCUACAGUACACGCUGUGAAGAUUUUAAUAUUUGAAUCCCAGGGUGUUGAGAGAAGAGCCUGUAUGACUCAGUUGAUUAAGAUUGCGAGGAAUGGAUCAAAUCCAGCUCUUUUAGAUCAAUUCAGGUCUGUACUUCGUGUACUACUGGAGAACCUAGAGGAUGAGGAUGGGAAUACAAGAGCUCUUGUGUUCGGUGUACUCACAGAAAUGCUAAAGCAGGAGAGUUUGCAGUCUGGGUUCCAGGGCUUUACAGAGCUGGUCAUUCUCAAGGUUCUGCAAGCGCACAAGGACUCCGAAAAAGAUGUUGUGCGAGCAGCUGAAAGCUGUGCUGCUACAAUGGCCGGAGUCCUUCCACCAGAGAUGGUCGUUAGAGUUCUUAAUCCAAUUAUUAAAACUGGAGACUUUCCGGUCAAUCAGGCUGCCAUAAAGAUGUUAACAAAGCUAGUAGAGAAGCAAACUCCUGAAAGUAUUUGCCAGCAUCUAUCUGAUGUCAUGCCAGGACUUCUCAAGGCGUAUGAUAAUGUUGAAUCAAGUGUGCGUAAAGCUGCAGUUUUCUGUAUUGUUGCUUUACAUCAGUUAGUAGGAGAGGAUUCAUUACAGCCCCACCUGGACUGCCUGAACGGAAGCAAGAUGAAGUUACUCUCCUUGUACAUCAAGCGGGCCCAGGCUCAGUCUACCCAGACAAGUCCUAGGCUUACUCCCUCCUGACCUAGGUCCCCUGUCCAGGAAUAUUUGACAGAA